UGAGCAGCCAGCAAGUUCGGCUGGAAUCGAUUUGGAAUAAUAUUUAUUUGUGCGGAGCAUUCGCCAGUUGGCUUUGAGAGUUUCUGUGCUGAGGUUGACGAAAUGCGGACUGCAUUAGGAGUGACUCUGCUCCUGGCCCUGGUGGCACAACUGACGGCCCACAGCGCGGACGACUUGGUCUAUGGCUAUGAGUGCCGGAAAGGUCUCUGCCAGAAGGUGGAGCUCAGCGAGGAGAACUUCGCCAAGGCCAUCAGCAUGCCCGUGUGCCGGCUCUUCUGCGGCAGCUCCAUCGGCACCCUGUGGCCCAAGCCCACGGGCACAGUGCGUCUGGACACGCUAAUGCGCCAGGUGGACAUCUCCUUCAUCGACUUCCAUGUCAACGGCACUGGGCGCCAGCAGAAGCUGUGGCGAGCGGCGGAAGACCGCUUUAUGGACAUGCUCAACGUCCAGAUCCCGGAUCGCAAAGUCCUUGCCCGAGGUGGCUAUCGUAUGACUGUAAGCAUUAACACCCCGGAUGAGCCGGCUCCGGCCAGACUCACCCUGGAAACCGACGAGAGCUAUACCCUAGACAUUGACACGGAUGCCUCGGGUCAUGUGCUGGCCAACAUCACGGCGGCUAACUUCUUCGGAGCCCGCCAUGGUCUGGAGACACUAGCCCAGUUAAUCGUCUACGAUGACAUACGCCGAGAGGUUCAGGUGACUGCCAAUGCCACCAUCACCGAUGCUCCGGUGUACAAGUGGCGUGGUUUGCUCCUGGACACCUCCCGGAACUACUACUCCGUGAAGUCUAUUAAGAGGACGCUGGAGGGCAUGGCCCUGGUCAAGCUGAACACCUUCCACUGGCACAUCACGGACUCGCAUAGCUUCCCAUUGGAGGUGGAAAAGCGACCGGAGCUGCACAAGCUGGGAGCCUAUUCCCAGCGCCAGGUGUACACGCGUCGGGAUGUGGCCGAGGUUGUGGAGUAUGGUCGGGUGCGAGGAAUCCGUGUUAUGCCCGAGUUCGAUGCCCCUGCCCAUGUGGGUGAGGGCUGGCAGCACAAGAACAUGACCGCCUGCUUCAAUGCCCAGCCAUGGAAGUCUUUCUGCGUGGAGCCACCGUGUGGCCAACUGGAUCCCACUGUGAACGAGAUGUACGAUGUCCUGGAGGACAUUUACGGCACCAUGUACGAGCAGUUCAACCCAGAUGUCUUUCACAUGGGCGGCGAUGAAGUGUCCACCAGCUGCUGGAACAGCAGCAGGACCAUCCAGAGGUGGAUGAAGAAGCAGGGCUGGGGUCUGGAGACCGCCGACUUUAUGCGCUUGUGGGGUCACUUCCAGACGGAGGCACUCGGCCGAGUGGACAAGGUUGCCAAUGGCACCCAAACGCCCAUCAUCCUGUGGACCAGCGGACUCACUGAAGAGCCCUUCAUCGACCAGUAUCUGAACCCGGAGCGGUACAUCAUUCAAAUCUGGACCACUGGCGCCGAUCCCAAGGUGAAGAAGAUCCUAGAGCGGGGCUACAAGAUCAUAGUUUCCAACUAUGACGCUCUGUACUUGGACUGCGGCGGAGCUGGCUGGGUGACCGAUGGCAACAACUGGUGCUCCCCCUACAUUGGCUGGCAGAAGGUGUACGACAACAGCUUGACAUCCAUUGCCGGUGACUAUGAGCACCACGUUUUGGGCGCCGAGGCAGCCAUUUGGUCGGAGCAGAUCGACGAGCAUACGCUAGACAACCGCUUCUGGCCGAGGGCCAGUGCCUUGGCGGAGCGUCUGUGGUCCGCACCUACUGGAGGUUGGCGCCAGGCCGAGUCGCGUCUGCUGCUCCACCGCCAGCGCCUGGUUGACAACGGUCUGGGUGCGGAGGCCAUGCAGCCGCAGUGGUGCCUGCAGAACGAGCACGAGUGCCCCAUUGACGCGUACGAUGCACAAAUUUGAUUGGCUAUUAGGUCUUUCCUCUUACCGGCCACUAUUAUUUUAGAUGUAGUCGGGGCGGCGGGCGGCUUUGGGUGAUUGUCCUGUUCCAACUCACUUCGCUCUCCGCCUGAAAAUAAAGCACAGCUCAAGGGUGGCCUUACGCAAGUGA
Molecule: messenger RNA, 2062 nt
Organism: Drosophila biarmipes
Lineage: Eukaryota; Metazoa; Arthropoda; Insecta; Diptera; Drosophilidae
Gene: Hexo1
Product: chitooligosaccharidolytic beta-N-acetylglucosaminidase
Exons: 4
Coding region: 103-1914 (603 amino acids)
Biological process (GO): ganglioside catabolic process; glycosaminoglycan metabolic process; carbohydrate metabolic process
Cellular component (GO): membrane
Molecular function (GO): beta-N-acetylhexosaminidase activity
Source: RefSeq, a predicted model, not a curated record